Oryza sativa Japonica Group (Japanese rice) is the source of this 3354-nucleotide messenger RNA. The record is from RefSeq and is a predicted model, not a curated record. NCBI's taxonomy places the organism in Eukaryota, Viridiplantae, Streptophyta, Magnoliopsida, Poales, Poaceae.
CAGAUUCUGAUGCCACGUGUGAGGGAGACCGUUGAUCUCCACCGAUGGAUUGCAUAUGGUACAACUCCGAAACCGAAAAAUGGCGGCUUUCUUCCUCUCUCUCCCCUCCCUCCCCUUCGCUCACUCUCUCUCACUCUAGAAAGCAGCAGCAGCUGCUGCAGCUGCCUUGGUUGGCUCGAUUUUAAUUUUUUGUUUUUCUUUUCUUCUGCUGUCAAUGCCCCCCGCCAUCGCGCGAUUCGUCGCGAUCGCGGCGGUGUUGCUGUGUGGCCAUGUCGCGGUGGCCGCUGAGUCCGGCGGUGUCGGCGGCGGCAGUGCGAGGAGGGUGCUGCAUCAGCCCCUCUUCCCCAUUGAGUGGACUCCUCCACCAUCGCCGCCGCCGCCGCCUGCACCGGAUUUUACCUCCGACCCCAGCACUCCGCCGGCGCCUGACGCGCCUUCCGGCGACUUCUUCCCUCCGGCGCCACCGACCACGACGACGCCGACGAGCCCCGGAACGACUCCCUCCCCGACCACCGUCGCCGCCGACGUCUCGAAAACUCCGUCGGGGUCCGGCUCGGGACACCACGGAGGCGGCCCUACGAAGGCGACCAUAGUCGCUGCCGGGGCGGGCGCGGCUGCCGCCGUCGCGCUGCUCGGCUUCGCCUGCGCGUUCCUGAUCACCGGCCGCGCCCGCCGCCGCGGCGACUCGCAGAAGCUGCUCGGCCCCGACCGUGCCGGCGCGCAUCGCAGCGCCGCCACCUCCGCCGCCGACUUCCUCUACGUCGGCACGGUGGAGCCCACCACCCCCGCGCGCCACCACGGGCCCACCACCGCCGAUCUCGUGGGGUCCCCGUACCGCAAGCUGCGCAGCGAGCGGGCGCGGCGCGGGGUGAGCCGCGACGAGGACGCCGACCACCCGAGCCCGGAGCUCCGCCCGCUCCCGCCGCUGCGGCGCGCCGCAACGCUGGGCUCCUCCGACGAGGACGGGUACUACACGCCGCGGCAGCUCUCCGGGGGCUCCGGUGGGGGCGGCGCCGCCGAGGCCUGGAGCUCGGCGAGCGCGUCCAGCCCGCCCACCACCACCACGGCCUCACGCCGCAGCCUCCCCAGCAUGACCAGCGACUUCUUCCCCCCGGUCGCUGCCAUCGCCGCGCCACCCGCCCCGCCCCCCGCGCGCUCCCGCCGCACGCCCCCGCGCACGCGCUUCUCCACGGGCUCCACCCCCGACACCAAACAGGUGACCUCGCCGUCACCGCGGCCGGUGCAACCCUCCAAUGCACCCCCACCUCCACCUCCACCGCCACCUCCCCCACCACCACCGCCACCGCCGAAGUUGAAUACAGCGCCGAAACCACCUCCACCACCACCACCACCACCAUCCGUGCCGUCAAACAACAAUCUCCCAAAGCCGGCGGAGCCGCCGGCCGUGCCGACAUCGAGGCGCCGGUUGCUCAAGCCUCUGCCACCCGAAGGGCCGCGCAUUGCCAUGCCGAUGCCGAUCACCGCGGCGACGACGGUGGACAACAACGGGAGCACGUCAAUGCGGGAAGGGGACAACGCCGCCGCCGACGACGGGGGCAGCGGCGAGCCCCGGCCGAAGCUGAAGCCGCUGCACUGGGACAAGGUGCGGGCGACCUCCGACCGCGCCAUGGUCUGGGACCAGCUGAAGUCAAGCUCAUUCCAGUUGGACGAGGACAUGAUCGAGGCGUUGUUCAUGAACAACUCGACGCCGGCCGCGCCGCCGAGAGAGGUCGGGAGGAAAGCCGCCGGAGUGCCGUCGUUCCGGCAGGAGGAGAGGGUGCUCGACCCCAAGAAGGCGCAGAACAUCGCCAUCCUGCUGCGCGCGUUGAAUGUCACGCGUGAGGAGGUCUCGGAUGCACUGUUGGAUGGCAAUGCUGAAUGCCUGGGGAGUGAACUUUUGGAAACAUUAGUCAAGAUGGCUCCUACUAAAGAGGAAGAACUGAAACUACGAGACUACAGUGGUGACUUAUCGAAACUUGGUUCUGCCGAGCGCUUUCUAAAGGCUGUGUUGGAUAUACCUUUUGCCUUCAAAAGAGUUGAUGCAAUGCUAUACCGAGCCAAUUUUGAGACUGAAAUAAAUUACCUAAGAAACUCUUUUGAAACUCUGGAGGCUGCUUGUGAAGAUCUUAGAGGCAGUAGGUUGUUCCUAAAACUCCUUGAAGCAGUGCUGAGAACCGGAAACCGGAUGAAUGUUGGGACAAAUAGGGGUGAGGCUAAAGCCUUCAAGCUUGAUACUCUCCUGAAACUAGCAGAUGUCAAGGGCACUGAUGGUAAAACCACAUUGCUCCAUUUUGUCGUCCAAGAAAUUAUUCGGUCAGAAGACGCAAAAUCUGAAAAAGAAAGUGCCAUGAUUAGUAGCUCUAAAGAUGACCGUAAGCAUGGUCUCAAGGUUGUAUCUGGGCUCAGCAGCGAGCUUGGAAACGUCAAGAAAGCGGCUACCAUGGACUUCGAUGUGCUUCAUGGUUAUGUCAAUAAGCUAGAAACAGGUCUUGAAAAGAUCAAGUCAGUCUUGCAACUCGAGAAAAAAUGCACUCAAGGCCAGCGAUUCUUUAUGUCAAUGCAAGACUUUCUGAAGGAAGCUGAAAGGGAGAUAGAGAGAGUCAGAGGUGAGGAGAGGAGAGCUUUGGGGAGAGUGAAGGACAUCACUGAGUACUUCCAUGGCGACACCGCGAAAGAGGAAGCGCAUCCUCUGAGGAUAUUCAUGGUGGUGAGGGACUUCCUGUCAACGUUGGAUCAAGUUUGCAGGGAGGUUGGCCGGAUGCAGCAGGACAGAACAGUCAUUGGUGGAUCGGCUAGGUCAUUCCGCAUCUCAGCAACAUCCUCAUUGCCAGUUCUAAGUCUCUAUGGACAACGGAGAGAAAACAACUCCGAUGAUGAUAGUUCAUCGUCAUAGGGUAAGAAGGAUAAGGAACAUACUGAAUUUUGGAAUGAACAUAGACGCACAAACUUUUACAGCUUAUAGCAGAUGCAGCAAAUGCUACAUUGCUGCUACAAUGACGAUGACAAAGGAAGCACAUGUGUACCGUGGGGAACACCAUGUUUAGGAGAGAUCAGGGGUUUAUACACUUGGAUCAUGUGGAAAUUCUUUUGUACAAAAGAAUAAUAAUUAUAACAAAGCUCUUUUUGUUGAGUAAUUUGCAAUCAGCAGGCUGAGAAAAGAGUCUCACUUCAGUAGUAUCUUGCAGUUGCUUGCAAGAUAACUGCAAUCUUCUUAUGUAAUUAUUAUAUUCAUCUAGUUUGCCAACUAGUAACUAUAACCUGGAGACCAUUCACAGAUGGUAAUCUUUAGUCUGUGCCCAUAAUCUGUUGUUGUCUUAAAAAAAUGAAGCAACUUAUAUUCAGGCCUUCUCUGCA